Messenger RNA from Cadophora gregata, 1683 nucleotides. It is a transcript of the gene PSD1, whose product is annotated as phosphatidylserine decarboxylase 1. Lineage: Eukaryota; Fungi; Ascomycota; Leotiomycetes; Helotiales; Ploettnerulaceae. Gene Ontology annotation, biological process: phosphatidylethanolamine biosynthetic process. The record is from RefSeq and is a predicted model, not a curated record. The transcript is spliced from 3 exons. Bases 1 to 1683 code for a protein of 560 amino acids. Gene Ontology annotation, cellular component: mitochondrion. Gene Ontology annotation, molecular function: phosphatidylserine decarboxylase activity.
AUGACAUCCCAAUCGAUAGCAAGAGGCGCUAAGAGGGGAAUGCUUACUCAGUAUCAAACGACUCGACGCGGUACAACAUUCAUUUCCCAAAUUCAAUCACAAUGCGUCUGCCGUUGCCACAACCCUCGAUCAUUCUCCUCCUCCGCUAGAUUUUACAGACAGCAGCCGCACUAUAAAGACUCAUUCGGUACUCGUCUGCGAAAGGCUCUUGGUGAAACGAAGAUUAGAUGGUAUCCAAUUCCUGUUGGAUUGGGGAUUGGAUUUCUUGGCCUUGGUCAAUUAUACAGGGUUAACGAGCGGGAGAAAGCGAGGAUUCGCGAGGAGGAGUGGGAAGAUGAUGGAGUAGUGAGAACGGCAGGGUCUGGUGGAGAUGGCGAACCUAAUGGCAGGCCCAAAAGACGAGAACGGAUUCGACCGACAGGACCAUGGCAGGUCCAGGUCAUGUCGACUCUACCGUUAAAAGCUAUGUCUAGAAUCUGGGGCAAGUUCAAUGAGCUUGAAAUCCCCUAUUAUCUGCGUGUUCCUGGGUUCAAAUUAUACUCUUUCAUAUUCGGCGUCAAUCUUUCAGAGGUAUCAGAGCCUGAUCUUCAUGUAUACCCAAAUCUUGCGUCCUUUUUCUAUCGGACCCUGAAACCAGGUGCCCGUCCCCUCGAUCCUCGCCAAAAUGCUCUGCUAUCUCCUUCUGAUGGCCGUGUUCUCCAAUUCGGCGCAAUUGAGAGUGGUGAGGUAGAACAAGUCAAAGGCAUGACAUACAGUCUUGAUGCCCUACUUGGUACCAAGACUCCAGAAACAUCACCCAAUCCAUCGAGGCCAGGAAGCAUUUUCUCACCCAAGAAUGACGCCAGCACCACAUCUCGACGAGCAGGAGACGAAGAGAUCAUCAAGCAAGAUGAAGAAUUCGCUACUGUCAACGGCAUCUCAUACACUCUCCCAAAUCUGUUCUCUGGGCCAAAGAAGCGGUCUGGCAAGAAAGCUGAAGACGCCUCUACAACCCCAACACCAGCUUCGGAAGCCGAAGUUCGCGCAGAUCUAGCUCUAGGCGAAAGGCCAUGGUACUCGCUUAUCACUUCUGAAAAUCGGACUUCGCUCUACUACGUUGUCAUCUAUCUAGCCCCUGGGGAUUAUCACCGCUUCCAUUCGCCCUGUGCCUGGGUUGCAGAAAAGCGUCGUCAUUUCGCAGGAGAGUUAUACAGUGUGUCCCCAUACCUUCAACGAACCUUACCUGGGCUGUUCACUCUCAACGAACGAGUUGUACUCUUGGGAAGAUGGCGAUGGGGAUUCUUCUCUUAUACCCCAGUCGGAGCUACUAACGUUGGCUCCAUCAAGAUCAACUUUGAUCGCGAACUCCGAACAAACUCUUUGACUACAGACACUGCAGCAGAUCGAGCAGCAGAAGAAGCAGCAAAGAAUGGAGAACCUUACAGUGGCUUUGCCGAGGCUACUUAUGAGGCGGCAAGUCCUAUCCUCCAUGGGCACGCCCUGAAGCGAGGCGAAGAAAUGGGAGGAUUCCAGUUGGGAAGCACAGUUGUCCUUGUAUUCGAAGCCCCGAAAGGACAAAGACCAAGUUUGGAUGAAGGCUGGAUGGGCGAGAAGACGAAGAGAAAGGGGGGAUGGAACUGGGCUGUGGAGAAAGGACAGACGGUCAAGAUGGGCCAAGCUAUUGGAUGGGUUGACGAAUCGUAA